Messenger RNA from Closterium sp. Naga37s-1, 3048 nucleotides. NCBI's taxonomy places the organism in Eukaryota, Viridiplantae, Streptophyta, Zygnematophyceae, Desmidiales, Closteriaceae. The record is from the annotation of a GenBank genome assembly.
AUGCGCGGUAUGAUGGGAGUGGAGCCGCGCCGCCUCGCGCUCAAAGUCUUGCGCGCAGCGCUCGCCCUUGCGCUGCUGCACGCCUUGGCGGAGCUUCCGCCACUGCUGGGGGAAUCCGCGGCGGACGGCGGAGGGGGAGUAGGCCCCGGAGUAGACACCGGGGGACGCGGAGGAGGAAGGGGAGUUCGCGAAGGGAGGAUAGCGACCGCGGCGGAGCGGAGUUACUAUCCGCGGAACUACCAUGGGCGGAGUCCGGGCGGGGCUACUACUCCUAGGCGCCGCUCGAUGUAUUCGCUGUUUGCCUCCGCGCAGAUCAUAAGCGACGCGGACAGUAAGCCCAUCGGGAAGCUCCUAGUUGUACUUAUGGAGUCUUUCCUUCCGCGCCCCGCGGUCGUCUCACGGUCGUCUCCCCCAACAUCGGCUUCCCACUCCCCUCCCCUUGUCGGCGUUUUCUUUCCCCCCGAUAAUCCCCCCAUCAUGCCCCCCUUCCCCUCUGACAAUCCGCCCAUACCCCCUUUUUCCGCUCCGCCCCUUUUCUCACCGUUCCCCCUCCGCCUUCCCCCGUCCGCCGGAACCCCAUUCGGCGCGCAGUGUCGCAACCUGCACAACAACCAGCUUUCUGGCUACCUCCCAUCCGACUGGCCCGCAUCCCUCGCCACUCUCCUCCUAGACAACAACUACCUCUACGGCGAGCCCGCACUCUCCUCCUGCCCUGCCACCCUCUCCCUCCGCUCCAACUGCCUCUCCUUCCCCUCGCCCUCCUCCUCCUUCCGCUGCGCCCGCCACCCGCAGCGUCCCCCCGCCGCCUGCUUCGCCUUCUGCGCCCUCAUUUCCCCGGAUCAGCAGCCCUGUUCGGGCGUGGGCACGUGCCGGCUGGGCAAGACAGGCAAGCCCGCAUGCGACUGCGACGAGGGGUACGUGAGCCGCGCUUCACCGGGGUCCUGCGUACCGGAGGCACAGACUGCCUCCUUCUCGCUCUCGCUCGCCGACUCGCCCCCUGUGCGCCUCAAAGGUUCCGCGUCCUUCUCAGGGAAGCAGCAGACCUCGGGUGUGGUUCCCACCUUCGAUGUGCCGCCGCCUGACAGCCCCUUGCAGCAGCUGCUGGUGAGCCCUGCUGUGCGCGGGGCUUGGGGCGCCGUGACUCUCCUGCCGCUCGUCACUCUCUUUGCUUUCUCCACCCCGCUGGACCCCUGUGGCCGCCAGCUCGCCUUCAACUUCUCCUUUGCCUUCUCCAUGUCUACCGAGGUCUCAAAACUCAACUCCCCUGCCUCCUCUUCCUCCUCCUCAUCCACCUCGUCCUCCUCUUCCUCCAUUUCCUUCCCCUUCCUCUCCUCCGCUGCAGCUGCAAGCUCGGCGGGCAGGCUGGCAGCCGCAGCAGCAGCAGCAGCGGCAGGGGUAAGGCCAGGGGCAGGAGCAGGAGCAGGAGGAGGAGGAGCACCAGGGGACGGACUAGCCUUUGUGAUAAGCGCAACGGAACCGACAGGGGGGCCAGGCAUGGGGUACAAGGGCAUGGGCAAGAGGAGCGUGGCAGUGGAGCUAGACACACGCAUGGACGCCAAGAGUGGUGACCCGGAUAGCAACCACGUGGGGAUCAACGUGGGGGGGAACAGCCGCUCGAUUGCCACAGCUUCAGUGGACGCCUUUUCUCUCAACAGCGGGGAUCCGCGAUACGUUUGGAUCAUGUACGAUCCUCCUGCUGCUGCUGCUGCUGCUGCUGGCGGUGGCGGGGGCAGUGGAGGGGGAGGAGGAGGAGGACAGGAGGGGAGGCUGCGGGUGUUCGUGGCAACAAGGAGGGUGAAGCCAGGGCGAGCGCUGCUGGAUGUGCCUCUGUCUCUCUGCUCCGUGCUCAAGCCAUCUGCAUCAGAGCCUUCUGUGUUCCUCUCCUUCUCCUCCUCCUCGUCCUCCCCCGCACAGGCACACCUCGUGCCCUGGUGGGAGCUGCAGACAGGCCCAUCGGAUCCCUGCUUCGGCAUAUCUCGCCUAUCCCCCACCAGCGUCUACUGUCGCUCUGACACAUCCUCCUGCGCCGGGGAAGCCAUGGGGUCUGCCGGUGAUGGAGGUGCCACUGGUGGUGGCGCUGGUGGGGCAUUCACCAAGGAGUUUGUACCAGGAGAAGGAGGUGGAGGGGGGGAAGAAGGAGGAGGGGGAGGAGGAGGAGCGGGUGGGGGAGAAGAGGGAGUGCAACAGCUAGGAGAGAAGACUGGAGGCUGUGAAGUUGAUGUGUGCAGUGUGGGCGACAGGAAUCCGUGCGUUGUGGGCAACUGUGUGAAUGACGGCUACGGCGCGUACACCUGUGUUUGCCCACCCUACUUUUACCUCGGUACCUCAGAAUUCGGCGCCCCCUCCUGCGCCCCUGGCGUCAGCAAGGACUUUUAUAUUGUAACAGUGGAGACGAUGUGGUGUUACCACAUCCACCCCAUCUAUGGCCUCACACUCGACGAGUUUCUAGACCAGAACGGGGAGCUGGCGUGCGACGCACCCUUGCCACUGGGCACGAUGGUGAGCGUGAAGACCAACCCGGACAGCCUGCCCUGCUCCGCCUUCUACACCACUGUCCAGAACGACACAUGUGAAUCCAUCGCUACCCUCUUCUCUCUUACCGCCUCCUGCCCAGACCCCUCCCAGCCCUGCGCCACGGACCUCCUCCGCCUCAACCCUGGCCUCGACUGCAGCAUCACCACCUCAACAACCACCAUCAGCACAACCACCACCACCACCAGCACGCUCCCUACCGGCCUAUCCAUCUGCCUGGAGCGAGCCACGCCUCUCAUGCCCAUGUGCGAGGAGGCUGUGGUGGUGGAGAGUGCGGGGAACGCGACGUGUGCGGCGGUGCUGGCGGGGAUGAAGCCGGCGCUGAGUGCGCUGGAGCUGUACCGCAUGAACCCCGGCAUCUUCUGCCACCGCCUGCUGCCCCCGUCUAAAGACACGGGCUUCCCAGGCUCCGAGAACGUGGCGUUUGGGAUGCAUCACAACUCAAUAUCCUCGGGGAGUGGUAAGGCUGUGGCAGUGAAGGGAAAGGAUCCAAAUUGUUGUAGUGUGGCCAGCUGA